GGGCCUGCACAGGUCAACAGUCACCCCAGGGGUUCUCCUUGAGCACAGCGCCCCCAGGGGCCCUCUCAAGCAGUGGGGCCCCAGGAUCCUCCAGGGUGGGUUGCGCGCCCAGGUGCAACCCAAGGAUAGCGGCGACCCCAGGGGCCCUGUCGGGGCGGUGGCACCUGCAAGAGCCCUCCUAGGGGCGGUGGCGACCACAGGGGACCUCCCAGGGUGGUGGUCCUUCGAGAGACCCUGCCAGGGGCAGUGGGGCCCCAGAGGCAGUGGCGCCCCCAGGGAACCACCCAGGGCAGUGACGCCCAGGGCCCUGGCAGGUGCGGGUAUCGGCUCACCCAGUGGCUCUCCUUUACGGACCGGUGCCUCCAGGGGCUUUCCAGGAGCGGUGGCGCCAGGGGACCUCCUAGUGGCGGUGGCGCCUCGAGAACCUUCCAGGGUGGUGGCGCCCCCAGGGCCUCUUCUUAGGGGCAACGGUGCCUCCAGGGGCUAUCAGGGGGGUGGCACCCCAAGUGGCUCUCCCGGGGCAGUGGGGCCUGAGGACCUUCCAGGGCAGCGCGCUCCUAGGAGCCCUCAGGACAGCAGCGUCCCCAGUAGCGGUGGUGCCCCCAGGAGCCCUGGGGGUGGUGGUGCCCCCCAAGGGCCCUGCAGGGGCGGUGGCCCCACAGGGACCUUCUAG
Molecule: messenger RNA, 673 nt
Organism: Homarus americanus (American lobster)
Lineage: Eukaryota; Metazoa; Arthropoda; Malacostraca; Decapoda; Nephropidae
Product: collagen alpha-1(I) chain-like
Exons: 2
Source: RefSeq, a predicted model, not a curated record